Messenger RNA from Naegleria fowleri, 1434 nucleotides. RefSeq lists its product as uncharacterized. Bases 1 to 1434 code for a protein of 477 amino acids. Lineage: Eukaryota; Heterolobosea; Eutetramitea; Acrasida; Naegleriidae. The record is from RefSeq and is a predicted model, not a curated record. The transcript has 2 exons.
AUGAAUGAAUUAUUAUCAUCAUCGGGAUCAGGAAUGAUAUCAUUAAAGAGAGAACAAGCCUUUUCAUUAUUGGAUGGGUUGAAUGCUUUAAAGGAUUCAAAUAAUGCAUCAAAUUAUAAUAAUACUUACUUGACUCUACAAUGUGCCACAAAUCCUUUACUGGGACCCGAUAAUCAAUAUCCAAAAGAUGGUGAUCCAAAGAACGGAUUUUUGUGGUUUAUGAAUGGCUGCCAUUUUGAUCCAACAAGCACCUACAUUCCAUCAAACACAAAGCAAGCACUUUAUAGGCUCUCACAAUAUGUAUUGCAAUGGUUUGAUAUGUUCCGUUUUGUGAAUCCAUUUUUAUUUGCAUUGUGCUUUUUACUUCCUUUCCUUCUGAGUGUAUACGAUGAAGAUCAUUACACUGAAGAGUUGGGCAGUAAUUUUGCAUACUACGUCUUGCAAACAUUGGCUCUCUUCUUCAGGCUUGCAAUUGUGCAAUCAUUUAACAUGGUACUUUUGUUAGCCAUUCGUCAACCAUGCCCUUGUUCAUGCCGAUUUGUGGGCUAUGGAAAUUUGCACCAAGGCGGUGACAUUGACUCACAAAGCGUGAAUGGAUUUUUCUCAGUAAUGCAGGAACCAUUUAGUCCUUCGAACGUGACAGCAGGAACCACUUUCAUUCUUGGAAAUAGCCUUGGCUGGUGCAUGCCAAAUGAGGAAGUUCUAAUGGGAAUUGUCUUGAUCAUGCAUGUUUUGGAGAGAUACUCUGUGUUUGUUGGGCUUCCAGCUCUUAUUAUUUUGCCAUGUACUGCAAUUUUAGCCGGCGAAAGUAGCGUUGGACAAAUGUUGACUUCUCUUGCAAUUGGUAUAAUUUAUCAUUUUUAUUCGACAAGGACGCCUUUAGUGCUCCGAAGCAUUGAUUUUGUGAUCACACUCUUUGGCGGAAUCAUUGCAUUGUUUGUGACCAAACAUUUUUAUCCAGAAGUUGAUUUUGCGUACACAACACUCUUUUGGGAAGGACUUAUUUAUCAAAUUUUCUCUGUAUUGAUGCUAUUCUUAUGUUUUUCAAUGGCAUUCCUGAAAAGAAUGAUGUUAAGAUGGUCCUUGUAUCGAUUGUCUCCAAAGGACAUUCAAUAUAUGAACAUGAAAUUGCUGCCAGAUAAUCAGAGCUUUUCAACAUUCGAUAAACAAUUGGAAGAGAUGCAACAAGGAGAUGGUAUUCGCUCCUCUGUUAAUGAUAGAAUUAAGAGAAGAAGAUCCCGAAGGGUUGGAGUUUCUGAGGAAGAAAACCUAUCGCUCAUCCAAGAUUACAAUGGAAAUGUGUUUUCAAGACUUUACCACAAAAAGUACUUGAUGAUUCUUGUUUUAUUCAUAACAUUUAUCAGUUUGUGUGCCCUUCAUGUAUUGAGUGAAUGGAUGAAUGAAGCCCUUUCCUUUGGGCGUGACAAAUUUUAA